This is a messenger RNA of Colletotrichum truncatum, 1740 nucleotides long. Its product is annotated as hsp70-like protein. NCBI's taxonomy places the organism in Eukaryota, Fungi, Ascomycota, Sordariomycetes, Glomerellales, Glomerellaceae. The record is from RefSeq and is a predicted model, not a curated record. Gene Ontology annotation, molecular function: ATP binding; ATP-dependent protein folding chaperone.
AUGGACGCUUUUGAGAAGCUCGCCAUUAGCGAGCGCAAGAUCAUUGUCGGCAUCGAUUUCGGUACAACCUACUCUGGAGUUGCUUGGGCAGAGACCCAGCGGUCCGAUCGACGGACUACAAUCACCACAUGGCCCAUAAGUAAAACAGUCCGCGAAGGCGAAUCCUCCGACAAGGUUCCCACCAAGCUCAGGUAUACUGGAGAUGAAGUUCAGUGGGGUUUCUCAAUCCCAAUGUCUGCUCCCCAGGACGAGAUUGUCGAGUGGUUCAAGCUUGACCUCGAUCCCUCGCUUCAAAGUAUGAACCAGGCGGUCUCGUCAGAGGCAAGAGGGGGCCGCAAUGUCGAUAAGCUCGUCACUGACUACAUAUCGGCUCUCGGCGACCACCUUCUGUAUACCUUGAGAGAGAAACUAGGUGACCAAGUUGUCAAGACUACACCUCUUGAAUUUGUCAUCACGGUACCCGCCAUUUGGUCCGACCUGGCAAAGGAGAAAACGAAACAAGCGUGCCAGAAGGCCUCUGGUCUGUCUACAACCAGUGUUCCCAUACACCUCGUUUCUGAGCCUGAAGCUGCGGCCAUUUACGCAUUGCAGGGCCUCGACCCUCACGGCCUCAACAUAGGCGACACCGUUGUUGUUGUUGAUGCUGGUGGUGGCACUGUGGAUCUCAUCUCUUAUACCAUAAUGGGAUUGAAGCCGAUUCUGGAAGUCCAGGAGGCUGCUCCAGGCUCCGGUGCUUUGUGUGGAUCUACUUUCCUCAACAUGCGGUUCGCCAAAUUCUUGAAAGCAAAACUAGGCAAAGAGGAGGGUUUUGAUGACGAGGUAAUGGCCGAGGCCAUGGAACAGUCGGAAACUUACAGCACACAGGUGAAGCGUCAGUUCGCCCUCGGCGCGGCUCCGGACGAAACGUAUACGAUUCCUGUUGGCGGUCUCAACAACAACAAAGAACUGGGAAUCAAUCGUGGCCGCUUCUCCUUAAAGGCGUCGGACCUUCAAACCAUUUUUGAGCCGGUUGUCCUUGAAUGUAUCAAACUUGUCAAAGACCAGAUCACGGCUAGCGGAGUACCUGUUCAGGCUGUCCUUUUGGUUGGUGGUUUUGGUGCCUCUAACUACCUUAAAGAGCGCCUGCGUAAUGCUGUCGAUAAGCGCAUCCAGAUCAUGCAGCCGCCCAACGCUUGGCAAGCUGUUGUGCAAGGUGCAGUCAUGAAAGGUCUGGCUCAAGUGUCUCCAAACCAUUUAACCCAGGUCAAAGUUCAGAACCGAAAGGCACGAAAGCAUUAUGGGACUGAGUGGCGUACGAGGUACGACCGCAAGAUACACAGCCAUCUCGAGAAUAAGAGGCACUGGUGCGGUCUUGAUGGUUGUUACAAGGUGUACACUAUGGAAUGGUUUAUUCAGCGCGGCGACAAUGUUUCAGAGAAUGAACCCUUCUAUACCACUUUCGCUUGGACCGGCUUGGUUAGCCAAGGGCGUAUUAAGAAAAUCAAGAUGGACAUCUACGCCGACCGCAGCGCUCGCGACGCCCCCGUAUCUCGAGAUGAGAAUGUUUCGAUGCUUGCACACGUGGAAGCAGAUGUUAGCCACAUUCCGGAGAAUUCGUUGGCUCGUCGGCGAGGAAAUGACGGUCAUUUGUACUAUGAGCUGAACUGCAAGAUUGAAGCGGUUUACCUCUCUGCGUCAACCACAUAUACUCUGCUAUACAACAAUCAACGAUACAACACGGUGACGGCUGAGUAUGUCUAA